Messenger RNA from Coturnix japonica (Japanese quail), 792 nucleotides. RefSeq names its product vacuolar ATPase assembly factor VMA12 (gene VMA12). Gene Ontology annotation, biological process: vacuolar proton-transporting V-type ATPase complex assembly. Gene Ontology annotation, cellular component: endomembrane system. The record is from RefSeq and is a predicted model, not a curated record. Lineage: Eukaryota; Metazoa; Chordata; Aves; Galliformes; Phasianidae.
UCCUCGGUAACCAGCCGGACAAGAUGGCGUCGGCGAUUCGAGCCGGGCCGCGGUUGAAGAGAGCGGUGGAAAGCGAGGAGCUGUGCGGGCUGAACGCAGCGCUGCGGGAUGAGCUGAGGGAGGCCGUGGAUUCCAAGGGCUCCCUGGUGCCCUUCAGUUUGCUGCGGAAGCUGCACAGCGGGCUGCGGGAGGCAGGGUUCCCCGUGUACCUCUACGAGCUCCUGACAGACAGCGACAUCGCCCUGCCCGAGGUGCCGGUACAGCCGCGGAACCCGGAGCUGGUGGCCAGGCUGGAGCGGAUAAAGGCCAAGCUGGCUAAUGAGGAGUACAGGAGGAUGACCCGCAACGUCACCGGGCAGGAUAUGAACCACGGGACAUUGGCUGAGUUUGGGAGGCAAGUUCGCUCUGUUAAAGCUGUAGUCGUCACCAUAUUCAACUUCUUUGUCACCGUGGUGGCUGCGUUCGCCUGCACAUACCUGGGCAGCCAGUACGUCUUUGUGGAGACAGCAGCGCGUGUCCUGUCAGCAGUAAUUGUGGCCUCAGUGGUUGGCUUGGCUGAACUGUAUGUGAUGGUACGCACAAUUGAAGGAGACCUUGGGAAACUAUAGCCACACACAUACCCAUCAGUGCUCUCUACAUGAGUCAUUUGUUUGGAGCAUCUGAUCUCUGGACUGUCACCUAGUAAAUGUUACCACCCCAGCACAGAGAAGCUUACAAGAUGUUGUUGUCUCAGUUACCCUGUAAAGUUUCUGUCUUUUCAUUACGGAAUUAAAUAACAGUGUAUGUUUUCAA